Molecule: messenger RNA, 1240 nt
Organism: Homarus americanus (American lobster)
Lineage: Eukaryota; Metazoa; Arthropoda; Malacostraca; Decapoda; Nephropidae
Product: non-structural maintenance of chromosomes element 3 homolog
Exons: 8
Coding region: 162-929 (255 amino acids)
Cellular component (GO): nucleus
Source: RefSeq, a predicted model, not a curated record
GUUGUAUUUCUGCUCGUGGUUGGUCUGUUAAUCUGGCGGUAGAGGGAGGGAGAGAGGCAGGACAACCUUCAGCCUGGGUAGACUCUUGGAUGUAAGGCCGAAGAACAUAAAUACAGUGACAAAAAACACACCUUGUACAGCACAGCGCCACACACGUCACCAUGCCGCGACUUCGUGUUGAGGAAGCCAGCGAUGACGAUUGUAAUACCAGCUCUCAGAGUCAGAGGGACACAGAAAUCAGCUCUGAGACCCAAACCAAGCUUGCUGGUCUUGUCUGCAACUAUCUCUUGGUGGCAGAAUGCAAAAAGAUACCAGCCAAGAGAGCAGACAUCAAGAAAUUAAUCCCGAAGGAAAAUGCCCGCCACUUACCUAAAAUUAUGGCUGAAGUGAAUAACAUCAUGGAACAGGUUUACGCGUACAAAGUGGUAGAAUUAGAAAAGUCCAACUACAUCUUGAUCAACAACAUCGGCACGAACCACUCGGACCACGACAACACCUCCAAGAUCAGCGACACCGCCAAGACGGGUCUCCUCACGGCUAUACUGGCGGGGAUAUUUAUGACCGGAGAACUGAUGCAGGAGAAACACUUCAUACAAUACCUUAAAAAACUGGAUGUCGACAUAUUAUCCAAGAAUCCCCAUCCAGAAUUAGGCAACGUAGCAAAGCUCAUACAUCAGGAAUUUACCAAACAGAAGUACUUAGAAAUAACCAGCGACACAACGACUGACCCUCCCACCCGAGAGUACCGCUGGGGUGAGAGAGCCCACCUGGAGCUGUCCAAGAGAGAUAUACUGGAGUUGGUCUGUAAGGUAUAUGGAAAUCACAUGCGACCUGAGAGAUGGAUGUCACAGUGGAAGAUCGUUCAGAAGGAAAAGGGAGCACCCGAAAACACAGAGCCUCAACCCAGAAGAUUACGUAUCGAGAAAUAAUUCACAUCACAGGGAUUUUCCUUUCCCCCCAUCUUUUGGCAAGUGUGGAUUGGUGAUGAUGAUGAUGGUGGUUAUGAUUAGUACAAGGUAACCAGAAAGAAAAGCAACACACACACACACUCUCUCUCUCACUACAGUGGACUUAUUAUAAUUACUGUACUGUACAAUAUAUUACACAUUUUAUUGUAUACAGUAUUUCAAAUUGCUGUAAUUACAUUUAGAGUAUUACAGUAUUAUAUUUGUAUCUUGUGGUAGAAAAAUAUUGACUAUAUAUUUUGAUUCAUCUUGUGAAAUAAAGUUAAAUGAAAAUU